Molecule: messenger RNA, 2901 nt
Organism: Oryza sativa Japonica Group (Japanese rice)
Lineage: Eukaryota; Viridiplantae; Streptophyta; Magnoliopsida; Poales; Poaceae
Source: RefSeq, a predicted model, not a curated record
CCACCAAAAUCGAAUCGCUACAAACCCUAUCCACUGCCGCUGGACUCGUCGCCGUGAUUCACCUCGUGCCGCCGCUCGCGCAGCGCCGCCCCGCCCCGCCCCGCCCCGCCCCGGCGUAGUAGGAGAUGAAGCGGCGAAAAAUCGCCAAAUCGACAGCAAGCCGGGGGAGCAGGUCCGGUGUGAAAUCCCCAAAUCCACGGAGCAGAGCAGCGAAUCCGAGCCGGACCGGCGGCUUCUUUUCUGAUGAACUCCGAUUGGGCAGAUGGACUUGUUACCACGGGGAGGAGGAGGAGGAGAAGCCAUGGCUGCCACCGGCCGACAAAUCAUCCGAGUCCAUAAGGGAGUACGUCGCCGAGGCGGCGCGCCGGCUACCCCUCGAGGAGAUGCCGGAGCUCCUCCACUGCGUCGGCGCGGUCGGAUACUGCUUUGGCCUCGCCGACCCCGUCACCAACAUCAUCCUCAACGCCGUCGCCCACCUCGCCGCCGGCGGAGCGGAGGACCUGCCGCCGCCGCCCAAGAAGAGGACACGCAGGACGUACAGCCGUGGCUGGGGGUACAUCUCAUUGAACUCCUUCUGUGGCCUCCUCGCGUUCAUGAAGGUGUAAUUCCGCUACCUCACGGACAGCCAGGCCAGGCAUUACCUCUACCUCGCCUCCUACGACCUUCUCCUCGCCAUCGAGCUCGUCCACCAUGACCGCCGCCGCUGUCUUCCCCGACCAUCCUUGCUUCCCGACGAUGGCAGGAUGAAGAUCGCACUCAGGAUCGCCGCCGUCCAAGCAGACCACCCCGCGCCGGAUAAACUGGUGCAGACCAUGACAGCGCAGUACCCGUCUCAUUUGCUCUCUCCUAUCAUGGACAAGCUGCGGGGAUCGGAGCUGCUCACCACCCAUGACGUCCGGGCCAUCAUGGACCUACUUCUUGCACGCCAGUGCCUGCCUGCCAACAUGGACUUCUUGUGCUGCCCAAAUGGCGAUGCUUGUGCUCAUCGAGCCACCAACCAUGGCACCCUGCAGGUUGCCACCUGCAUUGGGGGAGGUGCUUUUGCUCGAAUCUCGACCGAAAUCGUAACCCCAGAUCACAUCCGACCUCAGCAACUCCAAUACAUCUCCAACCUGACAUUUGAUGAUAGCUCAGCCAUGGAGAUGAAGCUUUCCAAGUGCAGUAGUGGUGGUUGUCAACUGGACUAUGAUUUUUCCUCGCCAUGCGAGUACAUACUGUCCCUGAAAAUGUGCCUCCUUGAUGCCAUCCAUGGCUUCUACAUCCGGGCACUCGCCGUGCUGCCCACGGGUGACGACUCCAUGCGCCUUGGCCGCCUUCUCCGUGCCCUCCUUGUGUCCGGACACUGCUAUGGCCCCUUGGAUCCUGUGUCAAACAUAAUCCUGAAUGCUGUCUUGUAUGAUGCCGCAUACCCUCCGCAACCACACGAAGGUGAUGGCAAGGCUGAGUUACCACAUGAUAUCUUUGACACCCGCGCCAUGCGGGACAUGGCGUCCUGUUCCCUCGAUGGCCUCGUUGCCCUCCUCUGCACCAUCACCACCACCACCACUGGCACCCCGCUCUCAAAGCAUGAGGCUGUGGAGUACCUUUGGUCCUGGCAGUGUGACCUCACCGAGAAGCUGCAGCAGACCGUGAUGGCAAAGAACCCCUACGCCGCUGCAGCCAUGGCUUCCAAGCACCCACAGCACACCAUGCUCGGCGCGCUGCUCGUGUCCUUCUCCAGCGAGAAGCUCGACCGCCUGCGCUACUUUCUGAGAUCCAUUAGUGAUGGCUCUGGGUGUGUUAUCUCCGGUGAUGAUUGGGAGCAGCUAAACAAAAUGAUCAAAACACAGCUAACCACAAUUAUCACGACAAGAGAAGUGCUACCAUUCAAUCCACAAGCCUUGUCAGCAUCAUUGAGAGUGUCAGCCUAUGUGAACUCGCAUAGUUUUGCUCGCAGCAAGCUGGAAGAGUUGCUACUGAGAUAUUCUAGGCAACAUCCCUGGGAACCAAGGUAUAAGCUUGAUCUCAUCUGCGGAGUAGAGGAACCCAGAUCAGCCCGAUGUGGAUGCUACCAUGCUAACUUCUUGGCAAGCGCCCAUGGCAGUGUGCUCAAGUUCAAUGGUGAGACAACCGUAGCACAAACCACUGUGCGCAGACUCUUCUUCGCUGAAUUCUGGGACUCACAACCUGGUCGAUUUUAUGAAUCACAUGCAAAACCCAUGUGCUGCCCUGUUCAAGAUAGUAGCCCUUGUUUUGGUCGUUGUAUCUUCUGUGGUGAAGCAAGCACGAUUGUGCAUCCACCAUGUGCAGCUAGAAGUCAUCUUGAUGAUGAUGAUUAUGCCCCCAUCCUUGACUAUGAUGUCCAGGCCGCCAUUCGUAUGUGGUUUCCAAAAGCCAAAUCAGGUAAGAGGAAGAACUAAGGAAAAGGCUAAAGGAAGCUGGUAGUGUGGAUGAUAUACCUGAUGCUAUAUAGUUAUAUAGGGGUCGACCUAUGUUUUGUUUCAGAAGUUUGGUUAGAUGGAGUCCGCUUAGAUGGUUUUGAAACUUAUGAACUCUUUUGAGGUGUAAUCAGGGGAUGUUGCUAACUUGGGGGAAGCUGGCUUAUGAGUCUCUUAGGCUUUCUCAACUUGUUGUCAAUUAUGUUGGAAUUCAGGUGGAUGAUAUACCUGAUGCUAUAUAGUUAUAUAGGGGUCGACCUGUAUUUUGUUUCAGAAGUUCGGUUAGAUGAAGUCUUCUUAGAUGGUUUUGAACUUAUGAACUCUUUUAAGGUCUAAUCAGGGGACGUUGCUAACUUUUGGGGAAGCUCAAUGCUUAUGAGUCUCUCAGGCUUUCUCAACUUGUCAAUUAUGUUGGAAUUCAGGUGGUUUUCCUUCUGAUUAUAACUGAAUGAAAGUCACAAAGGAUGUUUAAUGUUUGUUAAGA